AAGUCCUUUCAAUUUCGACUCAAGUCAAUGCUAAAAUUAGCCUGAUGAGUACAUAAUUUUCUCGUUUAUGUUUGUUUAGAGCUAAAGACUUUUAGAAAUAAUGAAAUCAGUGAAAAUGAUGAGAAGGUUUUGUAAAGUUCCUACGCAAAGUUCAAAUGUUUGCUGUCAUAAAAAACCGAUUAAGUUACAUGUUCGAUACAGUGCUUCAGUGGGAAGUGAAAACUACAGAAGGUUUUGCCCUCUCGUAACAAGUAUCCGAAAUUUAGGCCUGGGCCCUACCUCGAAGGACUUCGAGGAGCAUACCCAGAUAUCUGGGCCUCUUACGAAAAUGCACGCAAACGAGCUUGUCUUACGCUUGAACGACGAAGAGAGAAAGAUGUUAUUUAAUGCUUUACAGGAAUACGCAUCAAACAGAAUUAAGGAGGAAUUUGAAGACAAAUUAGCAGGUCAAAGGUGGAGAUCCAAGCUUGGCAGACCUAGCAAAGUCCCCACAUUAGGUGAUGUUGACCCCACAGGCUGUUACUGCCCUGUUCCAGAGGACUGGCUAAAGAAAAAGUAUGCUGCAACUGUUCAAAAGCCAACCACUAAAGAGCUAUUGCACUUGUCACUAGCAAAUUCAAUACCCUUCAUUGGCUUUGGUUUCUUGGACAAUUUCAUCAUGAUUAUUGCUGGCGACAGCAUCGAGAGCAGCAUGAGCGCGUACAUCACGCUGUCGACGAUGGCGGCGGCGGCGCUGGGCAACACGUUCAGCGACGUCAUCGGCAUCGGCUCGUCGUACUACGUGGAGCGCGCCGCCGUGCUGCUGGGGCUGGGCGCGCCCAAGCUGUCGCCCGUGCAGCUCGACAUGCCCGUCAGCCGCCGCUUCUCCAACAUGGGUCGAGUGCUAGGCAUCACACUGGGCUGCUUCCUCGGCAUGACUCCGCUGCUGUUCAAAGACGACGAAAAAAAACCCGAAGUCAAGCAGACUUGAACCUGACCGACUGACCGUGCUGCAGCUCUGACCGACUUUACCACUUGUAACUAUAUUGUAUCUGUAGCUUUACACGCUGUAUAUGACUAUCACACAUAUCUACCUACUUGAUAUUAUUGUAUCUUGUGUAAUGUAUGUACUUAUCGCGAGUCAUAAAACGCUUCAUCUUGUAUAGUGUAAAAUAUUUUUAAAAUUACUAUAUUCACAUUAGUGUGAAAUAUUUUAAUAAAAUCUUAUUAAGACAAGUCACAUAUUUUCAAAUUUUAAUAAGAUAGUUUUUGCAUUGCCUUAUACUUACUCAUUGAAAUGUAUUUAAAGAUGAAAUCGAAAUUGUAAGUACCUAAUGUUUUACCUACGAGUAUGUAUAAUUUAUUUAAUUAAUUGUGCCAUUAUUUUACCAAUUCAACUCUAUUCAAUAAAAGUCCGCCGUAUUUUAUGUAUUUAUUUACGUCUUCUAAAUAGAUAUAGGUACGAAGACGAGUGUAGUAUUUAACUUUCGGACUAUUGAUUAGUUUAAUUUUGUUAAGUUAUAAGAUAUCCAAGGCCUCGCAAUGUGUAGCUUUAGUUUACACAUAUUGAUGUUUGUUUAAUAUUGCUUUAAUUAGGUCCUAAAUGUAAAAAACAUGGAAAUUAUUUUAUUAAGUAGUAUUGCAAGGUACCUACACCAUAAAUGUCGUAUUCCGCUAUUGUCGUAGCUGUUCGCCUUUCAUGGAUGGGACGCAGUGUAUUUUGGUGAAAAAAUCAUAUCUAUACUUAUAAAACUGGUGUAAUUCAUAUAUAAUAAACGUACAACAAUAUACAUAAAAAACUGCAUCCCAUCCUACCAGCGUUCAGUUUUCGUAUACCUGCACACUUUAUUAUAUUGCAAACAAGAGACUUAAGGCUAGUCUGUUACAAAUAAAUAAUUUAUGAACUGACCACUAAAGUGGGUGUGUAGUGAAAAUGACUAGAUUUACAAAACACGACCGUGAAGAUCGGUAAGAUCCGCCCAGGCCCGAAUCUCACGAGGCCCAUAAAAAUUACGUCCCCCUCUGUUCUUCUAUGACCCAAACCCCGCCUAUAGCAAAUUAAAACCCUAACUGGAAAACAAACUGAAGUCGCCUAGAUUGAUAAGUUUUAUACAUUCGCCAUUUUGGAUUAUAAAGUGAGUCAUAUAUAAAACGCGAUAACAAUCAUUUCAAAAAUCAUGUUUUUCACUUUUGGUACACAUCCCCUGCUGAAUCAAGCUGAAUUCUUGUAAUUUAAUUAGAUUUAUUAAGUAGAUAAUUAAAGGUUCCUUUAUGAAACCGAAUUUCAUAAAUAUGUAAAUUUAUAUUUCUAUUCCAAUUAGUAAAUCAAUUUACUGACAUGUAUUAUUGACUUUUAACUGAAUAAAAAUGCAAAUGUAAG
Messenger RNA from Bicyclus anynana (squinting bush brown), 2359 nucleotides. RefSeq lists its product as uncharacterized. The record is from RefSeq and is a predicted model, not a curated record. Gene Ontology annotation, cellular component: mitochondrion. The transcript has 6 exons. Lineage: Eukaryota; Metazoa; Arthropoda; Insecta; Lepidoptera; Nymphalidae. The coding region runs from base 101 to 970 and encodes 289 amino acids.